CCCAGAGAUGUCGAAAACGAAGACAGUUGCUUCGUUGCUCUUCACAUUGCUGCUUGUUCAUGGCUCGAUCGGCCAGAAACUGCAGCAGGAAGACCCGUGCCAGACAAAGACGCGCGUGGUAGGCGACGUGGAGUACUGCGAUCGCUACUGGGAGUGCGUCAACGGCAGACCCGAGCUCUUCGACUGCCCCAACGGUCUGGUGUUCGCCGGCAAGCAUCGCGGCGUCACCGAGGGCUGCGACUACCCGUGGCGCGCCAACUACUGCGAGGGCAAGCGCCAGGCCAACCCACCGAUCCAGGCCGAGCACUGCGACUGGCUCUACGGCAUCUUCGGCCACGAGACAAGCUGCACGAGGUAUUGGACCUGCUGGAACGGCACAGCCACUGAACAGCUUUGCAUCGGUGGACUGCUCUACAACGAGAGGUCCAGAUCCUGCGACUGGCCCGAGAACGUCGAGGGAUGUCAAAAGCACCCUCUUUGUAACGACGACCCCAACGGUAACGUACCCCUUGGCAAGUCCUGCAAUCGCUACUGGCAAUGCCAGGGUGGAUACCCACGUCUGCAACGCUGCCCAGCUAUGUUGGUGUUCGAUCGUCGCUCUCUGCGCUGCGUCGUGCCCCCAACGGAAGACUGCGACGUGCCACCGACGCCACCAGGCUACGACGGUGAAUUGGGACCCGACGGUAACGCUCAAGAACCCGAGGAGGAAAAUCUUCCCCCCGGUGUCUCGCCUCUGCCACCCCAAGUUAGCAAUAACAAUAACCACAAUGCCAAUCAGCAACUGAGGGGCCACCAAAACCAUCAGCAACAUCAGCAAAACCACCAGUUGCAGCAGCAACAGCAAAGAAACAGAACUUAAACUCGUUGUGAUGCGAUCGUGUUCACUUGGUCGUUUUAAUCCAUCGUCAUCAUUAACAUUAUUUUUACGUCAUGAUGUAACUCUUUAGCUUUUAUGUACUCAUGAAAUCGUAGAUUUUGCAAAACUGAGAUGAACAACUACCGUAAUUAUAUCGCGAUGAUGCACAAGACAUACUCUCUUAUACCUAAAUUUUACUUUGCUCUUUUGCAAACGUUCAUUGGUUUUUGUUUUUUAUUUUUUCUACUUAGUACUCUAAUUUAUAAAUGUAUUCCUUACAAUUUGUCUGCUCCACAGUUCUAUAAUGUGAAGUUACGUGUAUGAACGGCUUAGAUAUGUUUACAUAUAUUUUAAUAGACGUAUUUGGUAGUAAGGAAAAUGUGCGAAUGUGUUAAUUGAAUGAAUAAAUGUUAAAUAUGCUAUUUUUGAUAAAAAUUGUGAAUGAAGUAAUGUAAUUUCUUCCUUGGAAUGGACUUGAGUCCUUAA
Messenger RNA from Trichogramma pretiosum, 1342 nucleotides. Its product is annotated as protein obstructor-E-like. The record is from RefSeq and is a predicted model, not a curated record. Gene Ontology annotation, molecular function: chitin binding. NCBI's taxonomy places the organism in Eukaryota, Metazoa, Arthropoda, Insecta, Hymenoptera, Trichogrammatidae. The transcript has 3 exons. Bases 8 to 859 code for a protein of 283 amino acids. Gene Ontology annotation, cellular component: extracellular region.